This is a messenger RNA of Sclerotinia sclerotiorum 1980 UF-70, 2547 nucleotides long. RefSeq lists its product as hypothetical. Bases 1 to 2547 code for a protein of 848 amino acids. The record is from RefSeq and is a predicted model, not a curated record. The transcript is spliced from 3 exons. NCBI's taxonomy places the organism in Eukaryota, Fungi, Ascomycota, Leotiomycetes, Helotiales, Sclerotiniaceae.
AUGGCUUUUCCAAUAGACAGUAUACCAUUUGCAUCCUCUAGAACCAUUCCCUCAAAAUAUGGUCGAAAGAUGCAUGGCAUGACUUCUAUCAAAGAAGAAUAUACAUAUACGGAUGAUAGUCCAACUUCACCAAAGGAGAAUUGGCCGCUGGGCUUGGAAACAAACACACAUCGAAGAAACAAAUCGAGUACGAAUAUGUUGACGACGAAUGAUAUGGGAAUUAAAAAGUGGGAAGGGAAGGCGCGGAGGUCGAUACCGUGGGAUGACUUGAGAAGGGAUCCUGAAUUAUGGUACCCUAAAGGAGAUUGCCUGAUUUAUUUGUAUGGCCGGGGACAAUCAAUGAGAGGACCAGCGUUCCGAGUGCCACUCAGUGCAUUAAUUGCUGCGAAAUGCCAACCACUCCUGGACAUAUUCAUGCCGAAAGACACUAAAGCAUUGCCAACCUCGGACGCCAAGGGGGAUUUUGAUGAAUGUUUUGCGGGAGCCAGUGAUGCUGGCUAUGUAGAGCUAUAUAUCCCAGCUCCUGCGUUGGCAGAACGAGGAGAGGCAUUCCUCUACCACACGGCGACUCGAAACUUCUUCGCUUGGGUUUUUAAGAAGUCCUUGGUUGGGCCAGAUUUAGGCAGCGCGUUGGUUGGGCUUCUCGACAGUAUGUCUCAAUUCAGGGCGGUUAGUGUCAACAAUGUGGACGAUUUUGUAGCCUACAUUGAAGGAGAGGGAUAUGCGGAUAUGAGGAAUGCGCCAGACCAUGCCCUUGGAAUCAUGUACUUUGCGGAACAUUUCCAUUUUAAGGAUAUGUGGAUCGAUGCACUUGCACAUUGUGCGGGGAUGUGCGAAAGACUUCACAAUAGUCCUGGUUUCGAGUCAUUGAGUCGACAAGAUCGAGCUUUCAUUUCUCGAGCAAGACUGGAAAUGGAUCUUCGGCUUGACACCUGUGGCAAGAUGCUUAGUAGAUUCCUCACAGAAGAAUUAUCGGACGCAUACUUGCAGCUCGGCUCCGAUGCUCAAAUCCACCUCGAAAGGUUUAGAGCAUUUCUGCAGAGGUAUUAUACCGCAAAACUUGGUUCCUACCCAUCAUUAGCUUCAAGAUCCGGGAGUGGGGCUUUCCCCAAGAGUAUCUUUGAGCAAAUGCGUUCAGAAUUUCAGAAACUGUAUGAGUUUCUGGCGGACUCCAGUGAGACUAUCGCAAAACCUACAACCACCAGCAGGCAAGAAUUAGACGUCCUACACGUGGUAAGGGCCUUCAAUGCCCGAUGCAAGAUCGAGCCGUUACCUCACUCUUUACCUCUGCUUCCAGAUGAUAACGCACAACCAUCUACCAAACCACUCAGCAAGCGGUUAACUUUCACCGCGAAGAUGUUCCCGAAGAGUGACAAAUCUCACAAUGAACCUCGCCUGGGUCCAAUGACCGCCCUUGAUAAGGCUACAAAUCGGCAGAAACAGCAUCUUACGGACUGCUCGCUAGUUCGUGCUUACUUGCGAUUCGAGAAAGAAUGCGCUGGCCCAGUCAAUUCCAGAAUGGUAACAGCCGAGAAUAUCUCCCAGGCGGAAGGCCGCAAGGUUCGUUGGGUCUUGAUAUAUUCUUCACUUCAAAUACUUAUUCAAGCAACGGAGAUACCUGAUCAAGUACGCGCUACACAAAACGUUUCCUACAAUAUUUCCAUUCGUACUGGAGGAUGUCCACCGUGGAACGACCGACGUUCAUGUUAUAACUUGAUUCGUACGCAGAGUGCUCAAGCGAAUAAAGACUACAGGAACUCAUUGAUCAGAUCAAACCCUUGCAAUGCUGGAGAGACACCGAUAGAUGUUAUAGCUGCUUUCAGCGAAUACCUGGCUCAGAAAGACCAAUUUGAACUGUCGCGAAAGAAAGAAAGUGCCGCCGACACCGCAUUGUCGACCAGGAAUAUAUUAGCUAAAGCUGAUGCUAGUGGCGCCUUGACGAUAAUGCCGGAGCUCCACCAUCCUAUUCCACGGAGAAACACUCAUCAUGAAAUACUAACUCAAGGGUCUGGACAAGGUUUCGAGUACAAUUAUGCCUAUGAUUCGAGAACGGAAUUAAAGGAAGAAGAACAAAGCAUCAACAGAAAACAAACAUCGUCGACGACUUCAGCAAAUGAUGCGUCCUCCGAAUGGUCCCGUUCUUCUCACGAUCCAGAUGGCACAAACUUGGACUCUUCUGACACUGAUUUCCCCAGCAGAAGUGGUUCAUCCACUUCCGAUGAUCGUCGGGAUUCGGUUUCUUCGAUCUAUUCUGAAGCUGAGUUGUGGGAGCAAACACUUGCAUUCGAACGAUUGCAAAAACCCAGACCAAUCAGUACAUACUCUGUGAGUAUAUACGACGAGGAUAUGAAUUUAGGAGAAAGAUUUCCCAGUCCAGGACUCUCCCCAAUCAUAUUUGGAAAAGGCCACGCAGAUCCGCCACCUCUGUUCAUCACGAAACCGAUUCAGAAGAGGGUGAGCAUUUUGAGCCAGGGGCUUGAUAAGCAUGCUAGUGUUGAUAGCAUGAUAGUAAUGAGUGAGGAGUUAUCUGCAUAUUUGAGGGGCUGA